AUGGCGCUGGCGUUCGAGGUCGCGAACGUUGCCACAGUUUCGAUUCCCCAGUCACUGUAGUAUAUGGCUGGCAGUGUUAAAGGAACGAGGGAUAACCUAGUGGAAUAAAAUUUUAACUCGGGAUAUAGGUUACCAAGCGAGCAAACGACUUUUCAAGUGCCAGUGUGUGUGUUUACAGUGAUAGUUCGAUUUUGUGUGGAUUAUUUACUGAUUACUGUGUGAUACUAUUAUGUUAUUGGAUAUAUUUUCAUUCUCGAAUAUGAAAAUACGUUGACAGACGAUUUUGGGGUUGAAGCAGCCUCAAACAAUGCAGUGUCCGGAGUGACCCAUUGGCCAAUAUCGAAUUAUCCAUGAAAAUGAACUUGAUGGUGGAAGAAGUCGUUGGUCGGCUGUUAAAUAAAGGCGGCGGAGUGGCUUCCAUAUCCAGUUAUGCAGGGCGGUCGCCCUGGGUGUCCGAGAGUCUUCACCGCCCCAUACCAUCUCCACCCCAAAUUGCAGACACCAAAACCAUCAAACUCUUCUUCCAUGGGGGUAAGGGCCUCCAUCAAGACUCUCAAAAUGGUGGUGCUCUGGCGGGUCAAACGAGCCCGCCCGCCCUCAGUCCUAAUCUUCCUAGUAUCAAGAUGGAGCCCCGGCUCCCAAGCCCCUGCAUGACGAACGGAAACAGAGACUCAGAAAUGCAGUUCUCCCCCACCAAGAGGGCAAAACAGGAGGAUGGCUCCUGGCUACCUUCUCCAUCCCCUAUGUCCAUAGACUCUAUAUCACCUCCCCCCCUCCUCAAUGGACAUUCGUCCAACAGUCACAACGGCCUAUCACCCACGUCCAGUUAUGAUGCCUACUGUUCUUCUAAAGAUAAAGAUGACUUGAGCCCACCUAGCAGUGUUAUGAAUGGCAGCUGCUACGACUAUGACAAAAAGUCCAAGAAGGGACCUGCGCCUCGUCAGCAGGAAGAACUUUGCCUAGUAUGCGGAGAUCGUGCAUCCGGCUACCACUACAAUGCUCUCACUUGCGAAGGAUGCAAAGGUUUUUUCCGGCGGAGUAUCACAAAGAAUGCUGUUUACCAAUGCAAGUAUGGCAACAACUGUGAAAUCGAUAUGUAUAUGAGAAGAAAAUGCCAAGAGUGCCGUUUAAAAAAAUGCCUUGCUGUGGGAAUGAGGCCAGAGUGUGUUGUUCCAGAAUACCAAUGUGCCAUUAAAAGGGAAACAAAGAGAAAUAAAGAUAAAGACAAGCCAAAUAGUACAACAAGGGAUAGUGGCUCCGAUAAGGACGAAAAGCCCAUUGGAAGUCCCUUGGUGGCCCCUCUAAAUAAGACACUCAGUAAAGCCCAAGAAGAAUUAAUUAGCAAACUAGUAGUGUUCCAAGAAGAGUAUGAAUCACCCUCUGAAGAAGACUUUAAGAAAAUAACAGCCUUUCCUUUGGGUGAUAGUGAAGAAGAUAGUAUGAAAAGAUUCCAACACAUCACCGAAAUUACCAUCUUGACCGUCCAACUCAUCGUCGAAUUUUCCAAGAGAGUUCCUGGUUUCGACACACUUUCUCGAGAAGACCAAAUCACGUUACUAAAAGCUUGUUCAAGUGAAGUAAUGAUGUUAAGGACAGCGAGGAAGUACGAUAUUAAAACAGAUUCAAUAGUUUUUGCAAAUAACCAGCCAUACACGAGAGAAAACUACCGCAGUGCCUGCAUGGGAGAUUCUGCGGAUUCCAUUUUCCAUUUCUGUAGGAAUAUGUGUGUCCUCAAAGUGGACAAUGCCGAAUAUGCACUCCUAACAGCCAUCGUUAUCUUCUCAGAGAGGCCUGCACUGCUGGAGGCAAAGAAAGUGGAAAAAAUUCAAGACUUCUACAUAGACACACUCAGGGCAUACAUUGCAACAAACAGACCACCUGGAAAAAACUAUUUUGCGAGGUUGCUUUCCACACUGGUCGAGCUCCGCACACUCGGCAACAUGAACUCAGAGUUGUGCUUCUCACUCAAGGUCCAGAACAAAAAGCUUCCUGCCUUCCUCGAAGAGAUCUGGGACAUACAACAAUAAGAAAAACUCAUCUUUGCUCCAAAACCAUUCCAUUUUUAAUAAUAAAAAACAAACAACAAAAAGUACCUGGAGUCUUUGCUUGUACCGGCACAAUUGGUACAGAAAAGCUGCCACUACUUUUUCUCUCAUCGGAACUCAAAAUAG
Molecule: messenger RNA, 2171 nt
Organism: Parasteatoda tepidariorum (common house spider)
Lineage: Eukaryota; Metazoa; Arthropoda; Arachnida; Araneae; Theridiidae
Product: ecdysone receptor
Biological process (GO): cell differentiation; negative regulation of transcription by RNA polymerase II; ecdysone receptor signaling pathway
Cellular component (GO): RNA polymerase II transcription regulator complex; nucleus
Molecular function (GO): ecdysone binding; zinc ion binding; RNA polymerase II cis-regulatory region sequence-specific DNA binding
Source: RefSeq, a predicted model, not a curated record